Molecule: messenger RNA, 3090 nt
Organism: Lachancea nothofagi CBS 11611
Lineage: Eukaryota; Fungi; Ascomycota; Saccharomycetes; Saccharomycetales; Saccharomycetaceae
Source: the annotation of a GenBank genome assembly
AUGAAUCCAAGCGAAAAUGAAGAUACCCUGAAAGAUUUGGGCGUUGAACUAGUUUCUCAAACAGCUUUGGAAGGUCAAAUAGAAACCAACGCGCAGAGUCUUAUAGACAAGCAAGCGUUAAGUCAAGAACAUAAAAGGCUGGAGCGAAGUCUAAAUGCUCUGGGUAAACUUCAUACCAGGCAAGAAUUGCUGAAGCGGAAGCUUAAGACUGCUACGAGAAUCACAGCCAAGGCGAAGAUCCAAGAGCAAGUUAACGAUCUCGUUACGUCUGAGAUUGAACCACUGCGAAAAGACAUACUAGAUAUCAGAAAGCGUAUAGAAGAACUUUCUGAUUCUAAGGUUCCCGGGGAACAGGAAAAAAGUCCCACUGACAGACAACCUGGCGAGUCCGAACAGGAUUAUUUGAUACGUAUCGGUAAGAAAACAGCUUUUGGUACGCAGUCUGAGUUCAUAUUAGACAAAAGCGAUAACCAGAUUCUAGAAGUGCCUGACGAUGAUGAUGACUAUCAAAGCGAUGAAGCGGUUAUCUCCGAUUUCGAGUACGAUGAUGGCGGUGAUAGCGGCGCGGCCGAGGAUUCUAAUCCUGGCAGGGAAAUGCAAAAAAAUGCAGGAUUUGUUGAUGAUGGUGACGAACUGAAUUAUAGACUGAGGCUCAAGAAAUGGAUUCGCCAAAGAAGCCAGAAAAGACAUGAAGACAGGAAUCCAAAACUUGAAGAAUAUCUUAAGCCUAAUCCUUGCAUCCCCGAUGCUAGACUCAAUGAUGAUUUCAAAAUACCGGGAGAAAUUUUUCAGUCGUUAUUUAACUAUCAAAGAACAUGCGUUCAAUGGUUGUAUGAAUUAAACCAACAGCAGUGCGGCGGUAUCAUCGGCGAUGAGAUGGGACUAGGAAAAACAAUUCAGAUAAUAGCUUUUCUGGCUUCCUUGCAUCACUCAAAUCAACUGGAUGGGCCUGUACUCAUAGUAUGUCCUGCUACAGUGUUGCGUCAGUGGUGCAAGGAAUUCCACACCUGGUGGCCACCUUUUAGAACUAUGAUUUUACAUUCCAUAGGUUCCGGCAUGACUCAAAAGGAGAAUCUCAGUGAAGAAAAGCUUGAAGAACUCUUGAUGAAAUCAGAACCCGAGCAAUUCUCCUUCGACGCUUACACAAACACUAAAAAAACGAAAAGUACAGUAGAAAGUGGUAUGGCUCGCGAUACCUUGAUAAACAAGGUAAUUACUGAUGGCCAUGUACUGAUAACUACAUACGUGGGCCUUCGAGUACACUCUGAUAAACUACUGAAUGUUCGUUGGAGCUACGCCGUUUUAGACGAGGGGCAUAAGAUUAGGAACCCCGACGCAGACAUCUCCCUUACAUGUAAGCAAUUAAAGACAAAAAAUAGAAUCAUUCUGUCAGGCACACCCAUUCAGAAUAAUUUGACCGAAUUGUGGAGUCUUUUUGACUUCAUAUUCCCAGGAAGACUUGGCACUUUACCUGUAUUCCAGCAGCAAUUUGCAAUUCCCAUAAACAUGGGUGGCUAUGCCAAUGCCACUAAUGUGCAAGUGCAGACGGGCUACAAGUGUGCCAUAGCGCUUCGCAACUUAGUAUCACCUUACUUGCUGCGGCGAAUCAAGGCUGACGUUGCUAAAGACUUGCCGAAAAAAAACGAGAUGGUUCUAUUUUGUAAGCUGACAACUUAUCAACGAGAUAAAUACCUGCAAUUCCUUAAUUCAGACGACCUGGUCAAAAUAAAAAACGGGAAACGACAAGUAUUGUUUGGUAUCGACGUUCUGAGGAAAAUUUGCAAUCAUCCAGAUAUGCUGGUAAGAGAUAGAAUGCAACAUGAAGUCUCGUAUGGAGACCCCAGACGAUCUGGGAAGAUGCAAGUUGUUAAACAACUUCUGAAGCUGUGGCAUAAUCAAGGAUUCAAGACUUUGUUGUUCGCUCAGACACGACAGAUGUUGGACAUCCUGGAAAAAUUCUUCAAUAAUGACUCAGAUUUAAUGGUACUGAACUACCUACGAAUGGAUGGCAGCACAAGCAUAGCUUCUCGGCAUGCUCUUGUAGAUUCUUUUAAUAAUGGGCCCUACGACGUUUUCUUACUUACCACCCGAGUCGGCGGACUUGGGGUGAAUUUGACAGGCGCCAAUAGGAUCAUAAUUUUUGAUCCUGACUGGAAUCCAUCAACUGACAUGCAAGCUCGUGAGCGAGCUUGGCGGAUAGGUCAAAAAAGAGAAGUUUCCAUUUAUAGGCUCAUGAUUGCGGGUUCGAUUGAGGAGAAGAUUUAUCACCGGCAAAUCUUCAAGCAAUUCUUAACGAACAAGAUCCUAACAGAUCCGAAACAGAAACGUUUUUUCAAAAUGAACGAGCUUCAUGACCUAUUCACUUUGGGAGGGGAAUCGGGGCUUUCAAAUGAAACUCUCCAAAGCGAGGUGCAGAGAGAAACAGAAAGUAUCAAAAAGGCUAAAACGGAAGAGGGUGACGAUUUCGAGGAAGUAAUUCAACUUUCCGGGGUUUCCAAGCUAGAGGGCUUUUACAGUGGGAAAGACAAAGACGAACAAAGUAAAAACGAAGAAGAUCGUCUGAUGGAUGGCCUGUUUGGCGGUAGCGUCGAAGGCGUUCAAAGUCACAAUUCUGUAAUAGAAAACCAUUCAAAACCUUCGGAAGAUAUUAUAGCAAAAGAAGCUACACGAGUAGCGGAAGAAGCGGUAGCUGCUUUGAGAAAGUCAAGGAAAAUAACAAAAAGAUUUGAUGUUGGUACACCAACUUGGACCGGAAAGUUUGGGACUGCUGGGAAGGUAAGAAAAAAACAAAACCCAGGGGCUUCCUUGGGAUCCUCUACCAUCCUAUCAAACCUGCGUAAGAAAAAAGAGAUUGAUGAGAGCACCUCACUCUCAAAGAGUCGUGAUAGUUCCGAGACUAUUUCCAAGAUUCUGUCAUAUCUCAACGAACAACCUGACUUAGCAGCUAAAUCUGCUCAAAUUGUGCAUCAUGUGGGCUUUCAACUAUCUGUCAAAGAAGAUGUGAUCAAAAUACGAGCGUUACUAAGGCAGAUAGCGACAUUUCAGUCAGAAGAUGGGCGCUGGGUAUUGAAAGACGAAUUUAAGAGCUAG